Messenger RNA from Dendronephthya gigantea, 321 nucleotides. Its product is annotated as SRA stem-loop-interacting RNA-binding protein, mitochondrial-like. Gene Ontology annotation, molecular function: RNA binding. The record is from RefSeq and is a predicted model, not a curated record. The transcript is spliced from 4 exons. The coding region runs from base 16 to 321 and encodes 101 amino acids. NCBI's taxonomy places the organism in Eukaryota, Metazoa, Cnidaria, Anthozoa, Malacalcyonacea, Nephtheidae.
CUCGAAGUCUCCAACAUGGCGGCGGAAGAAGUUAGAAAAUUAUUUGUUGCCCGAUUGCCCUGGACAGCUUGUAGAGUCGCAUUACGCGAAUACUUUAGUCGGUUUGGUGCCGUUGAACGCUCGCAAGUGUUGUUUGAUCAGAAUACUGGAAGAUCAAAACGUUUUGGUUUUGUUGUCUUCAAAGAUGAAGAAAGUAUUGCGAAAACAAUGAAAGCUUCUAUACAUGAAAUUCACGAUACUGAGAUAUUUGUUCAGCCACACAAACCUCCAAAAAGAAAGGAUCAUACAAUCACAAACAGACCCAUUGGACAUGAUGAUUGA